GGUUCAGCGUUGCAAAACCGGUAACUGUGGAGAGGAAAAAACCGAAGCAUUAAGCUAUGGGAAAAGAAAUGAGUUGCACAAUUGAAAAAGCCUUAGCAGAUGCGAAAGCACUGGUGGAACGGCUAAGGGAACAUGACAACGCAGCAGAAGCUCUUAUUGAACAGACUACAGCUCUUAACAAGCGGGUUGAAGCAAUGAAACAGUACCAAGAAGAAAUUCAAGAGCUCAAUGAAGUAGCAAGACAUCGCCCUCGGUCUACAUUAGUGAUGGGUAUCCAACAAGAAAACAGACAGAUUAGGGAAUUGCAACAGGAAAAUAAAGAACUACGCACAUCUCUUGAAGAACAUCAGUCUGCUUUGGAACUCAUAAUGAGCAAGUACAGAGAACAGAUGUUUAGGUUGCUUAUGGCGAGCAAAAAGGAUGAUCCAAGUAUAAUAAUGAAGUUAAAAGAGCAACAUUCCAAGGAGCUGCAAGUGCAUGUGGACCAAAUUACAGAAAUGGCAGCAGUAAUGAGAAAAGCCAUUGAAAUUGAUGAAAAGCAUGGCUGUAAAGAGCAGGAACGUAUCAUUCAGCUUGAGCAAGAAAACAAAGGCUUGAGAGAAAUUCUUCAAAUAACUAGAGAAUCAUUUCUGAACCUCAAGAAAGAAGAUGCAUCAGAGAGCACAUCUCUGUCAGGAUUAGUAACAAGCAGUGAUUUGAGCCUGAGGAAAAGCUAAAGACUAUGGAAAUCAACAAGCUUCAGUUGCACACUUUACAAACGGAGUAUCAGGGGUCACUUGUCAAGCACUUGUUACUGAAUAGGGCACCAGCAAGCUAAUGCAUCUUAAACUCCAGUUUAGUGGCUUUUAUACUGGGUAAAAUAAAUUAAAAUUGGUAUCCUACAAAAACCUUAGUGACAGAUUAAUUGCCAUAGAUCUAACUUCAGUAGGAAAUGGAUUAAUGCACUUACUGAAUUGGGAAUUAUUUUUAUAUGAAGUCAUUUUACAGAUAAAAAGACAAGAUUUCACAUAAUUUAUAUAAAUUAUUGCUCAUACAAAGUUUCAGUGCACCUAUUACAUAAUAAAGGUAAGAUUUAAAGUCUGAUCUCUGGCUAAAAAGUAGUAACUUAUGAAUGUGCUUUGUGCAUGAUCCACAUUACUUUUUUUCCUUUUAGUAAGUUUUUAAUAAAUUCUCAUUUUGCAGCAAACCUGUUUAAUGGAAAGGGUACAUAGGCAGCACAGAACUUAAGGAUUUCUGUUAUUUAGCCACAGGGUAUGCUGUCCAAAUAUAAGGCCAAUUGUUUAAACAUAAGCAAUGCUUUUGCAGUUGUUCAAUAUUUAUUUUUUUAAAUUGAACAAGAUUCUUUAAAAUAUGUAUACUUAAUUGUAUUUUCAAAACAUGAAAAGAGCUGCUCCCACUUGAUUGCUUUCUGGAACACAGGUAGCAUAGUAUAAUUCUGCCUUAGCUUUCACUUUUAUGAGAGAAAACCAGGCUCGCUCUCUAUAGCUAAACCAUCACAUUAGUCCCAUCUAUUUCUUCCCUGAUUGCCUGUCCAAACUUCCUAACUGGGAAAUGGCAAUUUGAAAGCACCCAAACAGCAGCAGCAGCAAGGUAGUUGGGGGAAGGAGGGAGAAGCUCUGUGGCAAAGUUGGCAGCCUGCAUGCCUGCAAUCAAUACUCUUAGUUUUUCUUUCUUAAGUACUAGUCAUCAAGCAGGUUUUUAGGUAAGUUUCCGGUACAUGUUACGUUUGCACUAGGAAGAGUUUCAAUAUGCUAUACUGACAAAUAGACCGCUUGCUUUUAAUCCCGAAAUACUUGCAGAAAUGACAAGAAAUGGGCUUUCCUAGAUCAAAGCACAGCUCGUAUCAUAUGCGGAUACAAUAGAAGUGCUACACAAGACAGGCUUGUAGUAAAGAGGUGCCAAAAUAAUUCAUAUUUGGCUUUUGUUAUCAGACUACCACUUUGUGGUCAAGGCAGCAAGAACAUUCCUAGUAUUGAUGUGUAUCAUCACUUUUUGUCCAGCAUGUUAACAUAUUCUUUACUUGAAAGCAUACUCAAAAGAAGCAGAGUGAAAGCUUUCAACCGCAGAAAACUGUAGAUCUACAAAUGCCACCCACAGUUAAAUAUUUUGGCUGUUUAAUAACUCACCUAGCAAAAUGAGUUGAACUCCUAUUCUAAAAUCAAUUACUUAAUCAAAUUUGAUUUUCAGUUACAACAAUGCAAAAAGAAUUAAGCAUCAAGCACUUCUGUGUCAGUUUUAAAUACAGCUUCCUUUGACUCGUACAGCUUCCCUGGGCUCAAGGUAAAUGCACCACAGGUCUAAGGGGGAACUUUCAGUGCCCAGUGAACUAGUUUAUAGGGAGCUUAAUAUUUUCGUUCUGUUGCUGUCAGUUGCUGCCCCCCUUCCUGUAGGGCUUUUAAGAGAAAAAAAGUGAAGUGGUAGGAAAGGAGUGUUUAGCAGAGACAAUAAAUGCUUGUUUUCAACUAAUACAUAUGCUAGGAAAUGCAGUUGAAAGGACAGUUAUAUCAAGCGCUCCAAAUUUUCACAACAUUUUUUUAUAAGUGGAAACUGCUACUUCUCUUUCCAGAGCAUCUUAGCAUCUUAGCUUGUUUCUAAGUUUAAGAGUUUAAGAAUAUAUUGAGACAUUCAUGUGCAUGGGGAAAAAAGUUUUAACCAUUUCCAAACUUGCUAAACAUCUGGGGGGAAUUUUUUGGGGAACAUUUUAGCUCAAGCACAAAGUACACUUGUCUGCUAUUAUUAUCUGUAAAACCUUGCUAAUGCUUCUAUAAUUUAGAUUUUGCAUUUCUACUGUAGCUUGCAAGCUGGUGACUUAUCAGAAGCAACAUCUUUUUUUAAUGGAGUGUUUUGUUGUUGCAAACUUAGGAGAAAUUUUGGGUUCAGUUGAUUAAGUUAUUCUUUUCAGAAGUGUCUUUUCAGCCAUUGACUGGUAUCAGAGGCAUUUAUAUCCAUUUAAUGCUGAAUGCAGUUUCAUUGGUUUGUCUUUCAAAUACAAUCUCCAGAGUUGUAUAGCAGAGAAGGGUUGUUAGUCUGUGGCAGUUCUUUAAGGUUGCUCUAUUAUGAAAUAAUGCUUGAUUAGUGUUUAUUUUUGUAAAUUAAAAAAUGUGACUUAAUUUAUCUACUCCUAGUCUUCACGUUUGAUACGUUUCCCCUGUCAUUCCCCCGACCUGAUCACUUUAGGAUUUUAAAGAACCUUCACAGUGUGUGGAGUGACUAUUUUUCAUUGCAUACCUGUUAUUUUUGUAAUGCAGAUGGCUUGAAAAGAAUUUAUGGCUAGAAUUGUGUACUGUACAGUAAACUUAUUUUAUCAAUAAAGUU
Molecule: messenger RNA, 3315 nt
Organism: Gymnogyps californianus (California condor)
Lineage: Eukaryota; Metazoa; Chordata; Aves; Accipitriformes; Cathartidae
Gene: FGFR1OP2
Product: FGFR1 oncogene partner 2
Exons: 6
Coding region: 57-716 (219 amino acids)
Biological process (GO): response to wounding
Source: RefSeq, a predicted model, not a curated record